This is a messenger RNA of Lachancea mirantina, 1287 nucleotides long. NCBI's taxonomy places the organism in Eukaryota, Fungi, Ascomycota, Saccharomycetes, Saccharomycetales, Saccharomycetaceae. The record is from the annotation of a GenBank genome assembly.
AUGCUGCUUAGAACGCCUAGGUCAUUUAUAAGUCACCUAAGGCCACUGAGACAUCCCCGGUUAGCGUCCACACAGCGUCUGAAUGUUGACGUUACUCCCAGUGUCUUGUCUCUGAAGCCUAUAACACCCAACGAUGCAUACGUGAGUUGUACAAUAUUCAACAAAAAUGGAGACGUAACGGCAGUUUCCCGCAGAUUUCCUAAGUGGUCGUUCCUCAGGGAUCAUUCUCUCUAUCCUCGGGACCUGCGAAAGAUUGAUACUAGUUCGGUGGACGUGAUUCCCAGUAUUGUUGUAAAGCCAACCUGUAUUCUGGUGAAUCUUUUGUAUAUUAAAGCUCUGGUACAAAAGGACUCGGUUUUUGUUUUUGAUACAUCGAACCCAGAGGCUGCCAUGAAACUGGGGGUCUUUGUGUAUGACCUGGAGUCCAAAUUAUCCAUGCCAGCGACCAGCCACAUUACCCAACCUUAUGAGCAUCGAGCUUUAGAGAGUAUUUUAAUGAACGUUACAACGUCUCUGGAAACAGAGUACAAACAGCAUUACUCGCAGUGUGGAAUGAUCUUGAACGAACUUGAAGAUGAGAUUAAUAGGGAUAAGUUGCGAGAUCUAUUGAUAAAUUCUAAAAACCUCACAGCGUUUUACCAAAAAUCGCUUCUGGUCCGCGAUGUGCUUGACGAACUACUGGACAGCGAUGAGGAUCUAGCGCAAAUGCAUUUGUCGUCCCCGAAAAGUGUCGACGACAACUUUUCAGAUGUGGAAAUGCUUCUCGAGACUUACUAUAAGCAAUGCGACGAAUAUGUGCAUCAGUCCGAAACGCUGAUUAGAGACAUAAAAUCCACAGAGGAAAUUGUCAAUAUCAUUUUAGAUGCCAAUCGGAAUGCGUUAAUGCUCUUCGAACUAAAAGUCACCAUCUACACCUUAGGGUUCACGAUCGCGACAUUAGUUCCAGCAUUUUAUGGUAUGAAUUUGAAAAAUUUUAUAGAAGAGAGCAACUGGGGGUUUUUCGGGGUCACUGUUUUUUCUAUUGCUUCCGCUUUGGCUUUAACAUGGUCAAACCUAAAAUCUCUGCGCUCGGUCAGAAAACUAACAAUGAUGAACUACUAUUCGGGAAAUCACGGGAAACACUUAUCUGAGCCCUCCAAAAUUAUCAAAAAUGGCCAUGUAGGAUCACCUCGUCACCAAUGGAUGAGAAGUGCAAGGACUUUGUGGUUCGGGAGCGGAUAUCCUGUCCGCGAUGGCAGGGACCGAGAACUCAUCUGGAAGUGGCUUUUGGGCGACACAAAGAAAUAA